CUCUCUUUCUCUCUCUCCUUCUCUUUCGCUCCGUCUGUCUCCUCCGUCUGUCGCUUCGCGGACGGUACGACGCACGCUCCCUUUCUUGACGUAUCCCCGCCGCGACCGUCGGAGAUCCUCAGUCGCGCGGUAAAGGACGUCGCGCGAGCUUCAGAGUCACAGGUCGUCUGAGAAGAGGAGGACGUAAAAGAUGGCAGAGGACAAGAACGAGACCAGCCCGAGUGCCGAGGGCGAGAAGCCGCCGCAGGAAACGACGGCGGCGUCACCGCCGGCCAAGGAAGAGCCGGCGAAGGAGCGUAAGGAGGACGAGAAGAAGGUCGAGGAGAAUGGCGAGGGCGAGAAGCCUAAGGAGAACGGCGAGGAGAAGACUACGCCGGAGCCGAAGGAUAUGCGGGCGAUCGUGCUCAACGGUUUCGGCGGCCUGAAGAGUGUCAAGGCCCUGAGGAAGCCGGAGCCCGCCCUCGGCGAGGGAGAGGUUCUCAUACGCGUCAAAGCCUGCGGAUUGAACUUCCAGGAUUUGAUGGCCAGGCAGGGCGCGAUCGACUCGCCUCCGAAGACCCCGUUCAUCAUGGGCUCGGAGUGCGCGGGCGACAUCGAGCAGGUCGGCGAGGGAGUUGAGAAUUUCAAAGUAGGCGAUAGAGUGGUCGCCCUUCCCGAUCACAAAGCGUGGGCGGAGCUGGUCGCCGUGCCGGCGACGUCCGUUUUCGCGCUACCGCCCGGGAUGAGCUACCUCGACGCGGCCGCCAUCACCAUGAACUACACCGUGGCUUACAUCCUGCUUUUCGAGCUGGCCCAUCUCACACCCGGCAAGAGCCUGCUGCUCCACAGCGCCGGCGGCGGUGUGGGUCAGGCGGUAGUUCAGCUCGCGAAAACCGUGAAAGACGUGACCAUCUUCGGCGUCUGCAGCAAAUCCAAGCAUGAGGCUCUCAAAAACGCCGGAACCAUCGACUACCUUCUGGAACGCGGAGCAGACUAUAGCAAUGAAGUCAGAAAAAUUUCUCCGGAAGGCGUGGACAUCGUUCUAGAUUGUCUAUGUGGCGAAGAAUGUAACAAGGGCUACGCCCUCUUGAAGCCAAUGGGCAAGUACAUCCUUUAUGGAUCCAGCAACGUCGUCACUGGGGAAACUAAAAGCUUCUUCUCCGCGGCACGAUCAUGGUGGCAAGUUGAUAAGGUCUCACCUAUAAAGUUGUUCGACGAAAACAAGACAUUGUCCGGAUUGAAUCUACGCCAUUUGAUGUACCAACAUGGUAGCCACGCGUUUGUCCGACGGGCGGUGAAUCAAGUGUACACGUUGUGGAGCGAGGGCAAGAUCAAACCAGUGGUGGAUUCAACAUGGGCGCUGGAGGAUGUGCCUGAGGCCAUGCAAAAAAUGCACGAUCGCAAGAAUAUCGGUAAGAUCGUGUUGGAUCCAAGUCUGGAGCCGAAGCCCAAACCAGCUACGCCGGCUAAGGGCAAAGCGAAAGACAAGAAGGCCGCGAAUCAGGAGGAGAAAAAGGCGUCUAGCGUAGAGUCGGAGGAAGGGGAAAAGAAAAAGGAGCCCGAGUUGACAAACGGUACCUCAGAAGACAAAUCUGAUAGCGAUUCGAAAGAAAAGGAAUCUAGCUGAAUUAGCGGUAAUAUAAAACUAUAAGAAAGAUACCCAUAAACAUCAAGAAUUCCUAGGAAAGAUCCAUCGCUAUUGUCCGAGAGAAGUCGAAUUUGACUUGAGUAAUCCAUGAAUAAUAUCGCGUAGAAUUUAUAUGCAGAUGAUUUAUAACGAGAGAAACUGUAAUUCAUAUCGUAUGACUUAAUAGUAUAAUGGGGAGGAAAGAUAAUUCUUGGAUCUGUUACCUAUGCAGAACAUGAAAUUCAAAAUCUGAAAUUUAACGAGUAAUUGAUUGCUUGCACUGUAAGCUAUACACUGCUUUCCUUUUAAUAUCAAAACGGAUGCUCCUCCCUUUAUCGUUUAUCAUCUGCAUGUAUCUAUUAUACUCAUAUAUGCGCCGAGAUUAUAAGAUCGUGCGAGUAACGAGUGAAGGCGAAUCAACCAGCAUAUUGCAUAAGGACGAGAGAAUCAACCAAAUAGAAAUAACAAUCUUGAUGCGGUCCACAGUAGUUUACAGAAUCUAAGAACGUUAUGUUUAUUUUUUCACACCGACCAAAUGGUUAAUUUUGCGAGGAGUUAAGUAAACAAUUGUUGGAUAUCAGAUAGUCAUUACGCAGCUUGGCUUCUUUAUAUCGUUAUCAUCAUCAUUUUGGAAAACUGAUCUAAGUUUUCCGUACUUAUGGAACAAUAGACCUCAUAGAGACGACAUAAUAGACAUGUAGGCAGUUUAAGAACUAUACGUUGUCCAACAACUAUCUACUUGGCUCUGUCUAUUUGUAUCGAAUACUAUCGCUGCUAUUACGAUAUAUACUAACACAAUCUCUUACAUUAAUAUAAUAUUACCUCUAUUUGUAAUUUAAUGGGAUAAAUAACAUAUUGCGCUAGAAUUUCUGUGAAGUUAAACACUGAACGCCGCGGGGCUGCAUUACUUUCGUAUGUAAAUUUUAUGUAUUAAAGAUGUUUUUAUGCCACCUUAUUGUUCAUCGUGAUGCUUUUGUCACGAUGGAAUAUCCUUUUAAAUUUUAACGAUAGUCAUGAAAGUCAAGAAUAAUAUUUAGCAUUACAUAUAUGUGGAGCAUUUCGCUGGGAUUUAGACACUCUUUUUUCAUACUCUUUCAUACUUCGUAAUUUUUAUGUAAAAUUAAUUGUAGAUUUCAGAAUUAAUUGUAGAUUUUCCUAUGCAAAAAUUGAAAAGUUAAAAAAAAGAUUACAAGUGUCUAAAUGUAACUGCCUGAAAAUCUAUUGCAGUCUGUAUUUUUCUAUAAUCGGGAUUUUAAUCUCUUUCUUCAAAUCAUUGUGUAAUAAUAACGAUAUGUACUGAUCUCUGCAACGAUAUGUCAACGAGAUGCUUUCGAGAUAUUUUAAUUAAGUUUUGAAAAUUCAACAUAAUGCAAAAUUCAAGAAAAAAAUGCACUAUUUAAUUAUACAAUUUUAGAAGAAAUGCAUUCGUUGAUGUUUAUCAUGCGCUAAAAAGUUUGGAUAACGAUCAGAUUUAUAAUAUUUAAUCUGAAUAUAAGAAUUAACUGAUGUAUAACAUGAAUUAAUUAAGCGAAAAUGUAAUUAGACUGACUAAUCAUGGCUUGAAAUUGUAAAAGCCUAAUAUAGAGACAUUACUUGGCACAAAAGUGCUUUGAGAAUUAUCUUAGCGAAGAGAAUUAUCUUGGCGUAUUAUUAUUUCUACGUGAAACUUUCGAAUCAGUUUUAACGAAAGGAGGAACACCGAACGUACAUGCUCGUACAAUACGCAUGUCUCGUCGUUUUUAUUCAGAUAUUCGAAUCGAUAAUGUAUUUUAAAGACUCCGAAUAAUAUUUUAUCGUUUAAAUGAAAUUUUAUAAACAUAUUUAAUAACGUUGCAUCAACAUAUGUACAUGAAGAGUAAUUUAAUGAAUUAACAUUAUAGAAUAUAUCGCUUCUUUUUUUUCUACGAGAAGAAACGACAGUCUGAAAUACGCGUACAGGCCUCAUUUUUUCAUUAUCGCAUACUCGCGUGAAAUACAAUUGUGUCACUUAGACGCCAAACGCGUGACUGCGGUCCAACAUGUUACGUUAAAAUCCGCAUUGCGGUCCUCUAUUGCGAUUUUUCCUUAACCUUCGAAGUUAUAGUUUUUCAACCGCCGUGAUACAUAAUACGAUGUAUCAUUGGCUGUUUUGCGCGAGUAACGGCGAAGGACUUACUGUUACUGACAGCGAUCUGUUGAACGAGAUUUCGUAAUAAAUGAGAGAGCCUCAUGAGAGAGAGAGAGAGAGAGAGAGAGAGAGAAGAAGAGAGAGAUAGAGUCUCAAGGAGGUAAAGUAGAAGGAAGAAGAAAAAGAGAUCUCGAGGGCGUGUCCCCGACGGAACGCGGCUCGGUGGUGGAGUUGGUCGAUGCAGAACAAAGUGUGCAUAUCUCUGCGGAAAACGUUGGAACAAUUUUGAUGUAGCCGUUUCGUUAGGAUUUGAUACUAGCUCUGUAUACCGAUAUCUAUAUUAUACAAAUCACAUACGCGAGAUGGGACGAAUCAUGCGAGGACGAGGGGGAAGGGUAUGCGUCGACGAUAUCCCGCGCGCCUGAUCCUCAAUCGUGCGGGAGAGGCGCGCGGACGCGCCAAGAAAUUAACUGCCGUAUCGAAUCUCUCGGUCCAGAAGUACAUAAUAAACUAUCAUACUCGUCGAGGAAAAAAAAAAAAA
This is a messenger RNA of Pogonomyrmex barbatus (red harvester ant), 4254 nucleotides long. RefSeq names its product putative NADPH-dependent quinone oxidoreductase VAT1L. Lineage: Eukaryota; Metazoa; Arthropoda; Insecta; Hymenoptera; Formicidae. The record is from RefSeq and is a predicted model, not a curated record. Gene Ontology annotation, molecular function: zinc ion binding; oxidoreductase activity.